AUGGGUACUCUUAAAUACCACGUCCUCAUUCUUCUUGGCUUACUUGCCAUGACAUCAUUUGCAACUAUCACCAACAACAUGACAGACCUCGAGAAACCACUCACCAACGAAACCAACGGCGACGGCGGCGGCGGCGACGGUGCAAAUCGGACCCAAGUCCUGCGCGAAAAAUGGAUCAGAAAACUAAACUUGACUUCCGAAAGCCCAAAUACCGAUAUGAUGGACGACGAUCCAGAACUCGACAAAGAUCCCGCACUCGUCGAAGUCUCCUGUAUUGUUGGAUCCAUCUGUGAGUUGAAGUCCAAUCAUUGGAAUGGAUCUGAUUUCGAAAACUCGACGCUUUCAUUCACCGCUCUCCAUGGAAGUCACCUCUGGAUGUACGAGACCGACAAUAAUACCAUCUCUGGUGUGCCAAGAUAUGUGGGCAGAUUCUACUACAUCAUAGGUGUCCAACGAUCUUCUGGAGAAUCCAAAGAAUAUCCGUUCGUCGUCAACGUGACAGAGAUUACCAUUCCCAACCACAAAUUUUUGAUUCUUCUGGCUCUCCCAACACCGUUCUACUUUACCGAGUUUCCCGAAUACGUUGGCCAGUUUCUCAAAGAUGUCGCCAGAGCUAUCAACGCGUCUUAUUCUGAACUUGCUGUGAAGAAGAUCAAAGCUUUCAGGAACACCACUCUCAUUAUGUUCUACAACACAACUAUUGCAUCUCGUCGUUGCUUGAAUCACGAAAUCGACGCCAUGACGGCAAAGAUGGUGGACAAGAACGAAGUUCCAAAUUCAGAAUUUGUGAAAGCGAUGGGACCUCGAUAUUCAAUUCGUCAUGUCUCUCUUGGACUGAUCAAAAGUUGCCAUGACAGUUUGGAGACUAGUCUAUCAACCACUCCAGAAGUUUCCACGUCUACAGAAGUCCCAUCGACCACUUCUCCAAGCACUGGAUUCUCCUACUCUACUUUCGUUGACUUCGUCAUUCUCGUGGCUGUCAUUGCUUUCAUCGUGGUCGCCUUUGAAUGCUGGAAGUUUUGCUAUAGAUGCGGAAAGCCGAUCAAUCGUCAGGUGAUGCGGAUGUCUCAGCUCGUCGACCAUAGCAUCUUGGAAAUUGACAACCCAGCGUUUGCUAUCAGCCAGAACGAACAAGCUCUUACCACUGACAAUGGAGAACUACCAACGAUGGAAAAUACUACCGCCUGA
Caenorhabditis briggsae is the source of this 1188-nucleotide messenger RNA. RefSeq names its product Protein CBR-DGN-2 (gene Cbr-dgn-2). NCBI's taxonomy places the organism in Eukaryota, Metazoa, Nematoda, Chromadorea, Rhabditida, Rhabditidae. Bases 1 to 1188 code for a protein of 395 amino acids. The transcript is spliced from 4 exons. Gene Ontology annotation, cellular component: sarcolemma; dystroglycan complex; dystrophin-associated glycoprotein complex. The record is from RefSeq and is a predicted model, not a curated record. Gene Ontology annotation, biological process: muscle attachment; morphogenesis of an epithelium; axon guidance. Gene Ontology annotation, molecular function: laminin binding.